Messenger RNA from Somion occarium, 4360 nucleotides. NCBI's taxonomy places the organism in Eukaryota, Fungi, Basidiomycota, Agaricomycetes, Polyporales, Cerrenaceae. The record is from the annotation of a GenBank genome assembly.
UGCAUGAAUGAAGAUCAGUUAUGAAAGGAGUCUGAGCAUCGAGCGCAUUCUACGACAAAGAAGAUGGUCGGGAGGAGAGAUGAGCGGAUUUCCCAAAAAGGUAAGAAGAAGUAUGUAGAAUGUUCUGGUUGUGGGCAUAUAUUAUGUCAGGGGGCGCUUAGUCAAGUCGCAUUGAAUGUAAUCUGCAAGUCGAAGGGCAAGCACCCUCUCCCAGCAACCACCACCUCUACACCAUGGCUCUCUCAGGGAACAACAAUACAAACGACCUUCACGACGACCACGACGACCACGGUUCUUUCCAGCAGAGGCUCAAUAACAUAUUUACCCCCCGUUCUAUCCAAGAAGACAAUCUCGACGAUGAUGGGAACGACAUGUCUUCACUAGAACCAGCCUUGCAACCGGAGACAGCGGAAGCAUCUUCUUCCACAUUCAGAGUCAGUGUUGCUUCAUUCCCCUUUGUAUCAACGCUUACUAACAGACAUCUUCAGGACCGCGAUAAUGAUGUGGUUAUGGCAGGCACAGACCAUUCAUCUACUGCGGGUCCGAGCUCCAGCUCAUUAGAUGACACACCGCCUUCUCCAUCUAGAGAAACCCCUGUCGAUUCAUCUUCAUUUGUACCAACUACCGAUGAUGUACCACCUCCACCCCCCUCUCUCAGUUCCAAUCGCAGAGCGAGGGUGGAUGACGAGAUGGACGUGGAAGACAUGCGCGAGACGAAUCGUCAGCGUAUAAACUCCCCGCCUGUUCAGAGCCCUGACCUUCCUCCCCACGAUCACCCACAUCCACCUAUCCAUGACGUCCCUCAACACCAUGGCCACGGCCAAUUUAUAAUGGAUGAACCUGGCGGACACCGGGUUGUUUUUGAUAUCUUCGUCGGUCCCGCACACGCAGGACCUCCUCCAACUGGUGUAGACCAGGCUCACGCCAUGCCCAAUAUACCUGGUGGUGCCAUGGUAUUCAACAUCCCUCUAGGUGGGAACGCUGGUCAAGGGGCGAACGACAUGCAAGGUGGCGCAGCCGGCCAACAGAACCCACAGACACCAGCUGAUCUACUCGAACACAUUCGACAGCAAUUCGCAAAUCCUCCUGCGGACUUUAUGCAAAUGCUCAUGGGUGGACUUGGGUUUGGGGGAGAAGAACCUGACGACCCUGAGCGAGCGAAACGAUUGGUGGCCGGAUUGGAAGAAGUUCCCCCAGGAUUGGUGAAACGACUGGAGCGGGUAGGUGGCGAGGAAGGCGAGGGAGGCCCGAAUUGCGCAGUUUGUUGGGAGAGUCUCGUGGAUGGCGAUGGCGGCUUUGAACUCAAGGACGAGAAAGACAUGAAGGAGCCAGAGAAGACUCCCGAGCAGCCUAUGACAUCUGAACCCUCAGAAGCACCAGUUGCAUCAAGCUCAGCUGCAGCAACUAAUGCUGAUCUUCGACCUCCUAAGGAGGAGACGUCCGCGCGCCCCAGGAUCGUCGCUUUACCAUGCUCGCAUGUCUUCCACGCUAACUGCCUCCUACCGUGGUUCACACGUCCUCAUCGCACGACUUGUCCCACAUGUCGAUUCGAUAUCGACCCCGAGAGUUUGACUUACGUUCCUAGACCACUACACAGGAGACAAACACGUCAAGCACCCACACCAGCUGGUCAAGCACAAGAUCAGCAACAACCAACUCCUGGUGUCCCGGCGAACGAGCAGCAAACUCAGCCUCCACAACAAACUACAGCAUCCAAUAUACCGCCUAAUAUACCUCCUCCACCUGCUCCUGCUGGACCCCGCCCGCCACCUUUCGCAUCUCUCUUUGACGGUUUCAAUAACACUUUCCCACACCCUCCUGCACCCGUCAAUCUACCCCCUGGUGUCCGUAUCCCCACCCCUCCAAUGCCAGCAGGUCCAAGACCUCUUCAUCAACCUCUACCUGUAUCACACACUCCCUCGCCUGUCAAUUUACCCCCCGGUGUCCGUAUCCCCACCCCUCCGAGACCAGCACCUCCAAGACCUGUUGCUCAGCCUGUACCUAUAUCUUUGAGCGGGCUUGGGCCUAAUGCAUACAGACCCAUGAACCCUAUGUCAACACCGAUGACUCAGGCGGGAACGUCACCUUUUGCUGCCGGAACAAGUAAUGCGGGGAACGCACCAACCACAUAUACACCGAUUGGGCACGCUGCUUAUCAGAUGGCUUAUGUCGACGUACCACCUUUGCCAUAUGCCCGCCCUCAGUCGACAAGAGCUGAACAAUCGGCCUCAAGGCCUGCUUCCACGCCCGCUGCUAAUCUCGACGGCGCACCUACGGCUGCUGCUGGUGCAGGUCCCAGCCAGACCAUGAACCCGCCUGCUGCGAAUGCGCAGAACCAGAAUACGAAUCAGACUCCAGGUCAAGAUGACGCUGGUGCCCCUCCACCAUACCUUGCUUUUGAUAUUUCAUUCGUAGUACCUGUUGCCCCCGCCGGUCCAUUUGGAGCGCCACAAGGUGUACCUGCUCAAGCUAACGCUGCCGCCGCUGCCACUCCUCAGCCUGCCCCAGCCCCUCCCGCCAACGCCGCCGGGAAUCCACCUCCUGUAGCGCCUCAACCCAUUCCUCGAGUCGUCCCCCAGAUGUUUGGAGGAGGAUUCAACAUCCCACCAGUCGGUGUUGGUCAUGCAUUCAAUAUCGGACUUGGGUUGCCUGGCGGCGUAGUCCCACCUCCAAGACCUGCCUCGGCACCUACUACAGGCCAGUCUGCUCACCGUGGUCAGGUCCCAGUUGGAGGCUUUCCGUUCACGAUCCCUGUUGUGUCUCCUGCACCUCAGCCACAACCUCGGCAAGGUCGGCAACCCCAGCAGAGGGCUGCAGGUGUUCCGCCUGCUGGUAACCCUGCUCAGAAUUUGAUGCAGGCGUUCAGUCGGGCGUUGUUCCAGGCUAUGACGGAUGCGAUGGCUCACGAAGGUCAACAGACUGAUGAGCAGAACCUCCAUGGCGCUGAACAUGCAGCCCCCGCGGACGGUCAACAACGCCCUGCUCAAGCUCCGGUGCAGCAACAGCAAGCAUUGCAUAAUCUAGCUGCUCAGCAGGCGUUCGCUGAUCUUCAAUUGCCUACGCCAAACCAGGUCCCAACCAAUCUGGAACAAGCUACCAACGCCAACGCCGAUGCCCAAGGCCACCCCGCCCCUCCGCAUACCCAUUUUCACAUUCACAAUCCCACGAAUGGCGAAAUCGAUGACGGAAUCUUUAUCCCUCUGUUUGGUAAUGGCUUUCCUAGAGCCGGUCGACGAGGAACUGGUCAAGGUGGUGAGAAUGCGCCACGAAAACCUCAAUGGACACUCCCACCUGCACCUGGUCUGACUCUUCGUGAACGUAUUGAAAAGAGGGAACGCGAGAUUGGUUUAAGGUGUUCUGAUAUCAGCUGUGGUGUUGGUCCCUCUGACGAAGAUCCUGAACCCGUCGUUGAUCCUAGGAACAUUCGACAGAUCGGCAUCCGUAGACAGGGUACAGGGAAGGAGAGGGAAGAGUAUGUGUGCGAUCAUAAGUUCCAUACUGCUUGCCUGGUGAGCGCUGAACGCGUUGCUGGCUGGGGUGCGGAUGAGAAGGAGGAGGAUAUGGAGGAUAGGAGAAUGGUGGGAGAGGAGGGGCAAGAUGAGGAUGUAGAGGUGUCUUGUCCCGUUUGUCGAGCCGUUGGAUGUGUUUCCAGGGCCGACUGGGAGGAGGGAGCUUGGUCAAUUGUGUGAGAACCCUAAUACCUUGUCGUUAUCAUGGACAGGGGAUUACUCUAGUCUUGUUGAUUGUCUCGUGUUUCAUUGUCUCUUUGUGAGUACUUAUUGCGAUCAUCUUUCUUUCGUCGCGUGUGUACUGACGCGUUUUGCAUAUGGCAGAAACAGUCCUUGUUCCAUCGUCCGUCUAUGUAACAUGCACGUCGUCGGUCAUCUCGUAUUCUCUUUUCAUGUCGCGCAGUGCUAUCGUGUUAUCGUUUAUUCUCGUCGCCAAUGUCACCAUUCCCCUCUUCACUCGUAUACCCUCAUUGCAUAAGUCGUUGCACCGCUUUAUUCCGUCGUCCUCUUCCCUCCUCUCCUCUCCCACCAUAUCCUCAUAUCCCCUCAUCCUCCUAUCGUACAUCUGCUUCCCCGCUGCAACGUCGUUCUGCAACUUGCCUAUGGGUAUAUGUCUUCUUGCAUUAUAAUGUUUAUCGCGUUUCUACGUCUUUCUUGUAUGGUACGGAACUGAUAUUUGUAUAUCUUCCCUGUUUCUUGUCGUAUCAACAUUUGUACUUGUACAUAUCCAGAUAAUAUGUACAGUUGAUCCCUUCGAAGUAUGAACUUGAACAAUGCGGCUUGAAUUUGCUACCAGUUCCUCGUCCUUGAAUAUUUUACUAUUCAGUUAAUCCCAAGUAAUUGCGCGCACC